ACUGCCGCAGUAGUCGUCACUUUCCCGCCGCGGCCGCCUUCGCCUCGCCUUUUGCUUUGGCUUUUGCUCCAAUCUGUUAUCCCUUCCCCGAGACUCCGUCUUCAAACCAUAACCCAUUUUGCAAAAUCCUCCUCUCCGUUUUCGCAAAGCAGACUUGCCUUUUUCUUGUCAUUGCUGUUUCUUGAACUGGCUUACAAACUGAACCCCCCGCUUCGCAUUGCCCGCACUGUCCACCCACCAGCACUGCCGCCAGACGAACCCAUCGCCCGAUUGAGCAAUUGAGCUGCCCACUUGUUCAACCUAGACAAGAGACUGUCGCAAACCCCUCCUUCGAUUUGGUUUCCUGUCGGCGAUAACCAGCGCGGCAUCUUCGAUACUCUCUCGUCGAUUGCGAUUUCGAAUAGAGUCUCUAACCGCGAAUAUGGGCAACUUGCAGUCCAAGAAGCUCCCUGACGAUCAGCUGAAGGAGCUCCAGAAGUCAACCAAUUUUGACAAGAAGGAGUUGCAGCAAUGGUAUAGAGGUUUUCUCAAGGACUGCCCGAGCGGCAUGCUGAGCAAAGGCGAAUUCCAAAAGAUCUACGCCCAGUUCUUCCCCUUUGGUGACCCAAGCACAUUCGCCGACUACGUCUUCAACGUAUUCGACACGGACAAGUCAGGAACUAUUGAUUUCAAAGAAUUCAUUUGUGCUCUGAGUGUUACCAGCCGGGGUAAGAUGGAGGACAAGCUGGAUUGGGCGUUCCAACUGUACGAUAUCGACGGCGAUGGAAAGAUCAGCUACGACGAGAUGUUGAAGAUUGUGGAGGCGAUUUACAAGAUGGUCGGGUCCAUGGUUAAGCUCCCAGAAGACGAAGACACCCCCGAGAAGCGCGUCCGCAAAAUCUUUAGGAUGAUGGACAAGGAUGAGAACGGCAGCCUUGAUAUGAACGAAUUCAAGGAAGGCUCGCAGCGGGAUGCCACCAUUGUGUCGGCGCUGUCGCUCUACGACGGGUUGGUGUAACUUUUCCUUGCGGCAGACUCUGGGGGGAAGGAAUUCUGCGUCUAGGCGGGCUUGUUCGCUUACUGGUCUUGACACCAUACCACUUGCAGCGAUGACCUGGAUGAGAGCCAAUACGCCAGUCCGUUCCCCAACUAGCCUGUCUGUGUUCCUCGGGGACCCAUGGGGUGAUGGGAGUGAAGAUAGGAGGUUGGGAGGAGGGGCGGCGGUGAUGGAUCGUUUGCAGGAGAUAUAUGGAAGAGGAUGUGUUUUUGCGCAUUUAGGACCGUUAGGCAACUAUGGAUGUGGUGAAAACAGGGAAGACAGUGAAAGAAAGAGGGGAUCAGCGAUGUUUUUUCUUGUUUCUCUGCUUUUGUGCCAUUUUCUGUUUGGGAAUAAUGGCAGCAGUCCCCGGGUAUUAUUUUAGUGUUGGCUGUUUUCUGUCGUUAUUAUGUGCAGGGCGUCUUGUACUGUAUUUAUGUAUCUGAUUUCUAUGCUACUCAUCUUGAAGAUAUGGUGCUGUGUUUUCCAA
Podospora pseudopauciseta is the source of this 1505-nucleotide messenger RNA. It is a transcript of the gene ncs1, whose product is annotated as Calcium-binding protein NCS-1. Gene Ontology annotation, cellular component: cytosol; intracellular membrane-bounded organelle; membrane. The record is from RefSeq and is a predicted model, not a curated record. Gene Ontology annotation, molecular function: calcium ion binding. The transcript is spliced from 4 exons. The coding region runs from base 422 to 997 and encodes 191 amino acids. NCBI's taxonomy places the organism in Eukaryota, Fungi, Ascomycota, Sordariomycetes, Sordariales, Podosporaceae.